AUGGGUUUUGGUGUCAGAAAGCUGAGACGUGUAGGCAUUGUUUUAGCGGUUUCCAACGCUCUCGUUUUCCUCAUUGGCGCCCUUCUCAUUUCCCAAACCUAUCUCCUCUGCGAUCUCCGUUCUCUUCUUCCCUUCGCCGUCGUUUCUUUUGCCGCCGCUAUUAGAAUCAUAGUCAUGUUUCAAACCGCCGUUGCUCAACAAUCCGUCGCCACUCUCAUUCUCGACGACGGCUCCUCGUCCACCACAGAUCGCCUCCUUUUACGAUUCCACCGACGAGGAAGGUAUAAGAAAUGGUUAUUGUGGAGUCGAUGCACCCUCGCCCUCACAGUGAUUCAAUUUCUCUGCGCUACUUACCUUGUUUCCAAUUCUGCUUACUAUUUUGCCAAAGAUACCUCACCAGCUGUUUGUCUUUUAGAAUUGGGAUGGAACCUUCACUGGCGGAAGCACACGUUACUGUCCAUCUUCAUGGUUCUUGUUUGUUUGGUUGCUCUAGCUCAGUGCUUUACAGGAUCUGAUGUUCUCAGAUGGAGAUCUUUCUAUGAAUCCCAUGACAAUGCUUGGAAAUCCCAUUAUAGAGAGGUUUUUGAUAACGGUUUACGUGAGACCUUGUGCUGUCUUGGCCGCAUCAAAUACUUGACUGCAAAGGAAGAAGAUGAAGUCUAUUCGGUUGCACGAUUGUUAGGUGACCUUGUUGCUUAUCGAGCUUCUGGAACCGGCCAUAUGGAACUUUUGGCAGCUUUAGCUUUACUCCAACAAAAUGAAAAAUCUUCAGAAUCCUCUGAAGGAUCCAGGGAAGCACCGGAGAUACGAGUUAAGGAGGCUGCGACUCUUCAUAAAUUUGCCGAAGCUGCAUACACUGGUCCGUUGCUUGAUGUUGGACGAAAUCCUCUCAUGUUUCUUUGUUUAUGGCUCUAUAGACAAGGGGUUUUGUCUCCUUGGGCACGCAACAGACGACCUGCUUUGGAUGGUGAUAACUGGUGGAGAGGUCAUGCCGCAGCCUUUCUAAAGUAUGCUAAUUUACCUCCUGAAGCACUCAGAUAUGGGAGAGUAAACCAGGUUAGAGAAUUUAAAUGUCCAAUUGUACUGCAUAUGAGGUACUACGUGAAAGUGUGA
Molecule: messenger RNA, 1113 nt
Organism: Vicia faba (fava bean)
Lineage: Eukaryota; Viridiplantae; Streptophyta; Magnoliopsida; Fabales; Fabaceae
Source: the annotation of a GenBank genome assembly